AGUUGUUUAUUACAACCUCACCUCAGUGAGGCCUGAGAUUCUUUCGAACAGGAGUUUUGCUUUCCAUGACACAGAGCGAAGUCUUUCUGGGAUAUUUUUGGUAAAACUGAAAGCAAGAAAAGUGGGGUGCACAUUCACAAGGCACCGGACUAAGUGGGGCGUGGAUAGAGUGUUGGGGGGAGAGUUUAGGGUGCCAUCCCCAAAUGAUAUUUGGAUGGACCUUUCAUCUGAGAGAAAGGAGACACGUUGGCAAAUCAACCUCAAACCCAAGAUUGGCCGUGAAGCAAUCAUAAAGGGGGAAAUACACACACAGAAGCAAGAGGGAAAGGUCGAAAAGGCCAGAAGGGCACCGAUUGUGACAGACUCACCAUUUCAGCAGCUACUCACCCGAACCAGAAGAAAAAUGUCCCUGAGGUUGCCAAGAAACUGGGAUUUCAACCUGAAGAUGGAGGCUGGGAAAAUAGCACGGUCAAGGAGUGUGAUGACCGGCGAGCAGAUGGCGGCCUGUCAUCCAUCUGCUACCCCCAACCCACUGGAAAGGCCGAUCAAGAUGGGCUGGCUGAAGAAGCAGAGGUCCUUCGUGAAGAACUGGCAGCAGAGAUACUUUGUGCUGAGGGCACAGCAGCUCUACUACUACAAGGAUGAAGAGGACACAAAGCCACAGGGUUGCAUGUAUCUGCCAGGAAGUACGAUCAAGGAGAUUGCAACAAACCCAGAAGAGGCUGGGAAGUUUGUCUUUGAGAUCACUCCAGCCUCAUGGGAGCAGAAUCGUAUGGGACAGGACUCCUAUAUCCUCAUGGCCAGCUCCCAGGCGGAGAUGGAAGAAUGGGUUAAAUUCCUUAGGAGAGUCGCUGGCACACCCUCUGGAGCGGUGUUUGGCCAGCGUUUGGAUGAGACUGUGGCCUACGAGCAGAAAUUUGGCCCCCACCCAGUGCCCAUCCUGGUGGAGAAGUGUGCAGAGUUCAUCCUCGAGCAUGGCCUGAAUGAAGAGGGCAUCUUCCGACUACCUGGGCAGGACAACCUGGUGAAGCAGCUGAGAGAUGCUUUUGAUGCUGGGGAGCGGCCCUCAUUUGACAGAGACACAGAUGUGCACACAGUGGCCUCCCUGUUCAAGCUCUACCUCCGAGAUCUGCCAGAGCCAGUGGUUCCUUGGAGCCAGUAUGAGGGAUUUCUGCUAUGUGGGCAGCUCAUGAACGCAGAUGAGGCAAAGGCUCAGCAAGAGUUGAUGAAGCAGCUCUCCAACCUUCCUCGAGAGAACUACAGCCUCCUGAGCUACAUCUGCAGGUUUCUACAUGAAAUCCAGCUGAACUGUGGCGUUAACAAGAUGAGUGUGGACAAUCUGGCUACUGUGAUUGGUGUGAACCUCAUCAGGUCGAAGGUCGAAGACCCUGCUGUGAUCAUGAGAGGGACUCCUCAAAUCCAAAGAGUAAUGACCAUGAUGAUCAGAGACCAUGAAGUUCUCUUCCCCAAGUCUAAGGAUGAACCCAUAUCACCUCCUUCUCAGAAAAAUGACCCCAAGAAACCUCCAGUGGCUCGAAGUUCUGUGGGCUGGGAUGCCACUGAAGACACUCCAAUUUCUAGGACAGACAGCUGCAGUAGCACGACCAGCAGCUCAGAUGUAACCAGCCCGACUGGACAACGACACAGCGAUGAGUUUCUGGAAGAGAGCAGGGAAAUACUAGGAGAUUGGAAGUUGCAUUCACGAAAAAGGACUCAGACACUCCCUAACCGGAAAUAUUUCUUGAUGUCUGCUUUUCAAAGUGCCAACAGCAGCAAAGUGGAAAUCUUUAAAAGUGAAUUCUGGUCACCUUCAGAGUCAAAGGCAGGGGAAGGGCACAGGAGAACAAUGUCCCAAGAUGUGCCUCACUUGUCUGACUUCCAGCGGACUUCCACCUAUGAUAAUGUCCCUGCCCUGCCUGGAUCCCCUGGGGAUGACGCGGUGGUAUGCUCCCCCCAUGCCUAUGACUGCAAGAGGGACACCCUUGUCAGCCCGAACUCUGAAACUGGAUUUGGAAGAAAGGACUCUGGAGAGGAGGAAAUUGAAUCAUUGCAGAAAGUGGUUCAGGAGCUGCAGAAGCAAAUAGAAACACAAAAGCAAACAUAUGAGAAACAGAUUAAAGAGCUUGAGAAGGAAAAUUUUGAUGUGUGGACCAAGGUAGUGAGACUCAAUGAAGAACUGGACAAGCAGAAGAAGUUAUUUGCAGCUUUGGAAAUCACCCUCCAGAAUGUGGAGCGCUCCCGGGAGGAUGUUGAGAGGAGGAACAAGGCCUUGGAAGACGAAGUUAAGCAAUUUGUUCAAUCGAUGAAGGAAUCCAAGACUGAUGCCUGAGGGUCCCAGGACAACUACAGAAACAGGCCACAGUGGCCCCAUCCCACUUCCUUUCUCAGUGCCACCCGGUGACUGGGAAGUAAAAUUUUUCCCCAGGAGAGAAUUCUCUCUCCCCAGGGAGAGAACAUUUGGGGGGCGGGGGGAUCAGCCCAUCUCCUGGUAAAUCAGUCAAUGGAGUUUGCAGGAAGAUGAGGAUGAGUAGGGAUGCGUGUGACACAGGGAUAAACUCCCUGUGUUUAUCUAAUCCCUUGUUUACUGUAGACAACUGCCUAUUUAGAAGCAAAAUGUGGCUUUUUUGUCUAAGAACCUGAAAUCAAGCAUGUGUAGAACUUCAAGACUUAAGUGACUGCUUGGCAGUGACUAGAGUUACCCCAGAGAAGACUCCACUGUCCUCUAGCCUGGACGUCACUGACAUGCAGGAAAGCACCAGCUGCCCAGAGACAGACCACAUCUCAGCGUCUGGCACCAGGCUGGCCCCAUGGAGGCUAUACAAGCCGUUGGUUCUUUGUUUUCCGUGUGGAAUAACCAUGGUAGCUGGAUGGCCUCGGGAUAGCUCUGUGCACAGGGGCAGAAGAAAAAGUCAAAUUUUAAAAGCUCGCCCAUCUUGGGCCAUGUUUUAGGAGUGCUGCAGCUGCUAAAGACAGAACCUUAUUCUGCCACUCCCACCACAAUGUACACUCUGCAGGAGUUGGAAACUCAAAAAUAUUAUGAGACUAAAAGAAGCCAUAAACUGUAUUUAUGAAAAAAAGUCAACAGGAAAAUUAUAUUCAAAUAAAGUAAAGGGCAAAAAGCAGGACUAUUGGUAAUGUAUACAAUGCUUUUGUGAGAAUUAAUAAAAGAUGCACCCUC
Messenger RNA from Talpa occidentalis (Iberian mole), 3178 nucleotides. RefSeq names its product Rho GTPase activating protein 25 (gene ARHGAP25). Bases 215 to 2329 code for a protein of 704 amino acids. The record is from RefSeq and is a predicted model, not a curated record. Gene Ontology annotation, biological process: negative regulation of small GTPase mediated signal transduction; activation of GTPase activity; actin filament organization. Gene Ontology annotation, molecular function: GTPase activator activity. The transcript is spliced from 11 exons. Lineage: Eukaryota; Metazoa; Chordata; Mammalia; Eulipotyphla; Talpidae. Gene Ontology annotation, cellular component: phagocytic cup.